This is a messenger RNA of Colletotrichum destructivum, 1721 nucleotides long. RefSeq names its product Putative Phosphoribosyltransferase domain-containing protein. Gene Ontology annotation, cellular component: cytoplasm. The record is from RefSeq and is a predicted model, not a curated record. The coding region runs from base 403 to 1152 and encodes 249 amino acids. The transcript has 5 exons. Lineage: Eukaryota; Fungi; Ascomycota; Sordariomycetes; Glomerellales; Glomerellaceae.
CCACAAUCUCACUGACUAACCGACCUGCCUACCUUGUCUCUUGUGGUUACGGUUGUUCUCUUACCUACCUAAUCCUUCUUACUUUGAGCUACCUCACCUAUUUUUGCCUACCUCAGACUGGCCCUAUCUUACCUUGCAUUGCAUUGGCUUGAGGUACCCUGGGCUCUCUCUGAUCCUAGCACCGGUGGACGGCGAGCUCCAUUGAGUCUCGUGACACUCUCUCGCUGAACCCUUUGGGCUUCCCGUGCAUUUUAUAUCGCGCCAUUGCGAACGUUCAACUGUGCAGAGGUACUUGCUCUUCCCCUCCAACUUAGGACCCCAAGCCCCAGCUCUUCGAUUGCCACACACGCAACAUCUCCAUCCCUCUCAUUCCAUGUCAUACCUAAGCUAAACUACUUGAAAAUGGCAAGUCAAGACUCCAAGCCCGCCAGCAACAGCGGCCCUACACAAUGCGUCGGCCCUUUGUACCGCUCAGAGAGCCAGAAACCCACGGCAACCGUCUCCACUGAGGUCAACUCGGACAACGUUAUUGUCCUGCCCCAGACGCCUCAGCUCAUCGCCCUCCUCACCAUCAUUCGAGACAGAAAUACGGAGCGUGGUGACUUCAUCUUCUACUCCAACCGCAUCAUUCGCCUGCUCGUCGAGGAGGGUCUGAAUCACUUGCCUACCGUUGAGCAUGACGUGACUACGCCCAUAGGCCGGACCUAUUCUGGCCUCAUGUUUCAGGGGAAAAUCUGCGGUGUGUCCAUCAUGCGCGCUGGUGAGGCCAUGGAGCAAGGAUUGCGGGACUGCUGCCGCUCUGUGAGGAUUGGCAAAAUCCUGAUCCAGCGUGACGAGGAAACGGCUCAGCCUAAGCUCUUCUACGACAAGCUGCCCGAGGAUAUUGCCCAGCGCUGGGUGCUCCUCUUGGAUCCGAUGUUUGCCACCGGUGGCUCAGCCAUCAUGGCCGUGCAGGUUCUCAAGGCCAGGGGUGUUCCCGAGGACCGUAUUCUGUUUUUGAAUCUCAUCGCCAGCCCCGAGGGUAUCCAGAACUUCACUGCCAAGUUCCCCAAGCUCAGGGUUGUCACGGCAUUUGUUGACCAGGGCUUGGACGAGAAGAACUACAUCAUCCCCGGCCUCGGCGAUUUCGGCGACAGGUUUUACACCGUCUAAUGGACGCCGGCUGCCCAGGGACCGUUGGUUGUAUGCGCCUGGGACUCGGAUAUUCUCGAUGCUCAGUUUGUUCGAUUUCCCCGCGCUGCUGCCACUACCCGUCCACGACCCGGGCCUCCAACCCCGCCUCAUAACCGAUUCAUGAUGUCUGCCAAAAGGGGUGUUUGGUCAUCUGGUCAUCUAGUAUUCGUCAUCGUCCACAUCGAUGCCCUCGCCUCCGUAUCUCCGGUCGUCUUCGUCGUCGUCGUUCACUGGUCGGCUGGGUGGUGCGCGACGGGCGUUGGAGAUUUUGUUCUGGCUUCCACCGGUGGGCCCUGCUUCUUUUGCAACGGCGUCUUCACUAGGUCAGCUCUAUGCGACAUGAUGGCCUCGGUGCGGAUGUCCUCUGGAGAAUAGGACUCACCUGCUGCAUCUACCCACUCGCCAUACACGUCUACAGCAGCCGAGAGAUCUAGAUGAUUUAGCAUAACGCGACAAAGUGCAAUAGAAAGUGUGAGGGCUCACAGUUAAUGCUGCACUGGAACAUUUGGCCGCACACUCUGCAGUCCAGCGAACCGACACCCGCUUUC